Molecule: messenger RNA, 797 nt
Organism: Brienomyrus brachyistius
Lineage: Eukaryota; Metazoa; Chordata; Actinopteri; Osteoglossiformes; Mormyridae
Product: protein CutA homolog
Exons: 7
Coding region: 48-659 (203 amino acids)
Biological process (GO): response to metal ion
Molecular function (GO): copper ion binding
Source: RefSeq, a predicted model, not a curated record
GAAAGCAAAGGGGCGUGACUGGGCGUGGCGAAGGGGCGUGACUGGGCAUGGCGAAGGGGCGUGGCCUGCCCACGGCUGGAAACAGAGUUCAAAGAAGGAAGGCUCCCGGAAGAUGCGGGCAGGUUGGAAUAUUUUCGCGACUACAAAUGGCAUUUGUCGGGGGUGCAAAAAUGGAGUGGAUCUGCCAGCGCUGUCACAGAGAAUCUAUUAGUCAGCCGUUCUUCCGUCCAGGAUUAUUAGUAAUUUGCUUGGUGGUGGUAUUUACCAUGGUGAUGUACCCUGCCCUGAGGACUCUGGGAUUUCAGUUGCACUCAGCACUGACAGGCAGUUAUAUACCAGGCCAUCAUUCCAUUCUACUUAUCAAUUGUCCCAACGAGCAAAUCGCCAGAGGCAUUGGCAGGAUCUUAAUGGAGGGGAAACUGGCUGCCUCGAUCAACAUUUUCCCCGAAAGCUCCAUCAUGUACUACUGGAAGGGUGAAAUCCAGGAUGCCACAGAAAUCCUUUUGCUGGCGCAGACUCGCACUUCCAAGGUGCAGAAGCUUAUAGAGAAAGUUAAAUCAGUUCACCCAUAUGAUAUUCCUCAGAUUCUGAGCUUCCCAGUGGAAUAUGGGAGUCUGCCAUACCUGAAAUGGAUCGAUGAAGCUGUUCCUGCGGACUGAUUUCAUAAUAUACUUUAGGGCUCCAAUUCUGUCAAUGUGCAAGAUGAAGGGAGCACUUACGGGAAGGCUUUCAUAGGAAGGUGGAUUGACCAGUUUACAAUUCUGAUUAUGAAUAAAGAUGAUUAAAUAGCUUUUUGA